ACAGAACAAUAGGACCUAACUGACAGACAGAUCAUCUCAGGUCUCUAAAAAUGCCGAAGAAAAGUGAAACUACAAGAAAAAUGGAGGAAGUGGGGAUAGAAAUUGAUGGACAAGUGGAGAGUGCAGAGGAGGACAGCAAAGCAAAACGCAAGGGUACCAGUAAAACAGCAGCAGGCAAACGAAGCAAGGCGGCCAGUGAUGAUGCUGAAGAUGAAGAUGAUGAACCUCCAAUAGGUCGCAGAGCAGUUAACAGAAAAAAGACAGCCCAGAAGACCUUAGAGGAGGAGAGUGAUGAUGACAUUCCUCCGAGGAGGUGUGCAGGGAAUCGGAGAAGAGGGAAGCCUGGAGGUAAAGGGGGGGACGACACCAAAAAAAACAAGAGAAGCAAGUCCAAAUCAAAUAAGAAGAAGAGUAGUAGUGAGGACUCAAAGUCAGAGGGGGGGGACGAGGAGAAGGAGGAGGACGAGGAGGAUGAGGAAGAGGAGUCCAUGUCAGAGGGUGAGAGGGCGAGGUUAAUGGAGGAGGUGGAGGAGAAAAAGAAGCUCAUCGCUACCAUUAGAAACAAACCUUGGCGGAUGAAGAGGAGACUCAAACUUCUCAAGGAAGCUCAGUUGUUUGUGGAUAAGUUUGAAGGUGCUCUCGGCAAAGGCAAGGGCAGAAAGUUAUAUGCCUACAAAAUCAUGAUGAUGAAGAAAUGGAUCAAGUUUCAAAGAGAUUUUGAAAAUUUUAAAACAGCCUGCAUACCCUGGGAACGAAAAAUCAAAGAAGUUGAAAGUCACUUUGGUUCUUCAGUUGCCUCUUAUUUUAUCUUCCUUCGCUGGAUGUACGGCAUGAACCUGGUCCUCUUCAGUUUGACCUUUGGCCUGGUUGUGAUUCCAGAGCUUCUCAUGGGACUUCCUUAUGGAUCCAUUCCUCGCAAAACAGUACCAAGAGAGGAACAAGCCACAGCAAUGGACUAUGCAGUACUUACUGACUUUAACGGUUACUGCAAGUAUUCUGUUCUUUUCUAUGGCUACUAUAAUAACCAGAGAACCAUUGGCUUCCUAAAGUUCCGUCUUCCUUUGUCCUACCUGAUGGUGGGCGUUGGGACCUUCGGGUACAGUCUGAUGGUUGUAAUCCGCACGAUGGCUAAAAACGCAGAUGUAGGGGGUGGGGACGGCGAAGACAGUGAGUUCACCUUUGCUUGGAAGAUGUUUACCAGCUGGGACUAUCUCAUCGGCAACUCAGAGACAGCUGACAACAAGUUCGCCUCCAUCACCACUAGCUUUAAGGAGUCUAUAGUGGAUGAACAGGAAAACCAGAAGGACGAGAACAUCCACCUGACAAGGUUUCUCCGAGUGUUGGCCAACUUUCUUAUCACCUGCACCCUGGGUGGCAGUGGCUACCUUAUUUAUUUUGUAGUCAAACGGUCUCAAGAGUUUGCUAACAGGGAUGACCUGAGCUGGUAUGAGAAAAAUGAGAUGGAGAUUAUCAUGUCUCUGCUGGGACUGGUGGGGCCCAUGCUGUUCGAGACCAUUGCUGAGUUGGAGGACUACCACCCCCGCAUUGCCCUCAAGUGGCAGCUUGGACGCAUAUUUGCCCUGUUUUUGGGUAACCUCUACACCUUCCUGCUUGCUCUAUUUGAUGAGGUCAAUCAAAAGCUAGAGCAGGAGAAAUCCAUAAAGAAUGCCAGCUUGUUGUUCAUAAAAGAGUAUUAUGCCAACUACACUCUCAAUAACCCCAACGCAACUGGCACACCACCUCCUAUUGACCCUGCUGAUAUCAUCCGUGGUCCAUGCUGGGAGACAACAGUGGGAAUAGAGUUUGUAAAACUGACCGUCUCUGAUAUCCAAGUGACUUACCUGACCAUCCUCAUUGGGGACUUUAUAAGGGCUCUGGUUGUACGUUUCCUCAACUACUGCUGGUGUUGGGACUUGGAGGCAGGCUGGCCCUCCUAUGCUGAGUUUGACAUCAGCGGCAAUGUCCUUGGACUGGUCUUCAAUCAAGGGAUGAUAUGGAUGGGAGCUUUUUACGCUCCCGGUCUGGUUGGCAUCAAUGUCCUUCGUCUCCUUACCUCUAUGUACUAUCAGUGCUGGGCUGUCAUGGCUUCCAAUGUGCCCCAUGAGAGAGUCUUCAAGGCUUCUAAAUCCAACAACUUCUACAUGGGCCUUCUGCUUCUUAUCCUCUUUUUAAGUCUGCUGCCUGUGGUCUACACUAUAAUGUCUCUGCCCCCGUCCUUUGAUUGUGGGCCCUUUAGUGGAAAGGAAAGGAUGUUUGAUGUGAUUAUGGAGACUAUAGACCUGGAUCUACCUGCAUUUAUGGGGACAUUGUUCAGCUAUGCAGCCAACCCUGGCCUAAUCAUCCCUGCCAUUCUGCUCAUGGUUCUGGCUAUUUACUAUCUCAACUCUGUGUCUGAAGCCUAUAAGAAUGCCAACAACGAGCUGAAAAAGAAAAUGCAGAUGGCAAGAGAUGAGGAAAAGAACAGACGAAAUAACAAAGACAGCACCAAUCAAGUGAUGAAGGAUUUAGAGGACUUACUACCCAACCGCUCAAACACUUCAGAGGAGCGGGCAGACAAGCCUGAUGAAAGCAGACCUUCUAAAAUAAAACCUGGUGCAGCAGGCAAUGCUGUCAGUCUGCAGAAGGACAUUUCACUGGCUUCACCCAAUCCCAAUGUUCGAGGGCCUGUGACCCGGACACCAGGUCCCCGGACAGCAGGGCCCCUGCCUGGAAACCAAGGGCUUGCUCCAGGGGCAGGGUAUCCUAAAGGACAAAGACCACCGCCUAAACAUUAGCACAAUAUCUGUAUAAUAUACACUGACUGUUUACUUUACUAAAUCCAUUUCAUUAUUUAAAC
This is a messenger RNA of Trichomycterus rosablanca, 2836 nucleotides long. It is a transcript of the gene tmc2a, whose product is annotated as transmembrane channel-like 2a. Bases 51 to 2774 code for a protein of 907 amino acids. The record is from RefSeq and is a predicted model, not a curated record. The transcript is spliced from 20 exons. Gene Ontology annotation, molecular function: mechanosensitive monoatomic ion channel activity. Gene Ontology annotation, cellular component: plasma membrane. Lineage: Eukaryota; Metazoa; Chordata; Actinopteri; Siluriformes; Trichomycteridae. Gene Ontology annotation, biological process: detection of mechanical stimulus involved in sensory perception of sound; vestibular reflex.